Entrophospora candida is the source of this 2190-nucleotide messenger RNA. NCBI's taxonomy places the organism in Eukaryota, Fungi, Glomeromycota, Glomeromycetes, Entrophosporales, Entrophosporaceae. The record is from the annotation of a GenBank genome assembly.
AUGGAUAAUGAAGGAAGAUCUUGUGUUUAUGGAUUAAGACAUCAAGUAGUUUACCAAUUUCGUUUUAAUGCUACUACUAUUGCAAGAUGUCUUACAGCGGUUGUUUCUGAUACAGAACAUAAUAAGUUUUUGGUUGGCACUCAAACACUUAGACAUGAUAAUGAGAUUCAUUUACUUGAGUUUAACGAAGAUGAAUUUGAAUUGACGAGCAGUGUUUAUCAACAUCCAGAGGAAAUAUGGGAUAUUGCCACAUGUCCAAGUGAUAUUGUGAUGAAGUCAGUUCAAUCUAAAGCGACAUUGUGGAGAUUUGGUGAUGCUAAAAGUGAAGAAGUAAAUUUAGAAGAUGAAUCACACAGUUCAAGAACUCUAAUUGGAUCGUAUUUACCAUUAGAACCUGUUAUGGAAGUUGGAAUAGACGAUAAUAUUAAAAAAAUUUUAUGGGAUCCAACAAAGAAAUAUUUAAAUCAUUUUAUAUCUAUUCAUGAUUUUGCUAUAAAUAUUUGGACAUUUGAUGAUCAGCAAUUAUCAUCCGCAAAGUUGUCAAAUAAAAUAAACUUUUCAUCGGAAUCAGGACCUUUGUCAUCAUUGACAACUGGUGCAUGGAAUCCAAAUCAACCAGAAAUUGCAAUUGCUAAAGAAUGCUCAAUACAAGGCUGGGAUAUCAGAUCUCAAAGGCAUUUAUUUAUAAUUAUAAUAAGUUUUGAUAUUGAUGAAGCACAUUCUAUUUUGGUACGUUCUUUGGAUUAUAAUAAGAAUAAAUCAUAUCAGAUUGCAUCUGGAGGUGAUGAUUGUAUGGUUAGAUUUUGGGAUUUAAGAAAUACAUCGGAAUAUCUCAAAGAAAUGUCAAAUCACACUCAUUGUAAGCCAAGUGAUGGGUUAGUUAGAACUUACGAUCAACAUGAGGAUAGUGUUUAUGCAGUUUCAUGGAGUUCUUGUGAUCCUUGGGUAUUUUGUUCAUUAUCUUACGAUGGAAGAGCUGUGAUUAAUCGACCAGCAGCAAUCAAUGCAGCUAUUAGAAAGAAACUUCAAGGAUACGUUGGAUUUGCCAAUCUUCCAAAUCAAGUACAUCGUAAAUCCGUAAAAAAAGGAUUCCAUUUCACAGUUAUGAUAGUUGGUAAAUCCACACUCGUAAACACUUUAUUUGGUACUACUCUCUAUCCACACAAAACUGAAACUGAACCAUCAAGCGAGUCACCUAAAACUGUAGAAAUUCAAUCCCUUAGCGCAGACAUUGAAGAAAAUGGUGUAAAAUUAAGGCUUACAGUAGUAGAUACUCCUGGAUUUGGUGAUUUUGUUAACAAUGAAGAAAGUUGGAAACCGAUUCUUGAAAACAUUGAAGCAAGAUUCGAUGCAUAUCUUGAACAAGAAAAUCGCGUAAAUCGCCGUAAAAUGCUUGAUAAUCGUGUCCACGCUUGCAUUUACUUUAUUGCUCCAACUGGUCAUUCACUUAAACCAUUGGAUGUAGAAUUCAUGAGAAGAUUACACACCAAAGUUAAUCUUAUUCCAGUGAUUGCUAAAUCUGAUACAUUAACCGAGGAUGAAAUUAAACAAUUCAAACAACGUAUUUUGGAUGACAUUGCAUAUCAUAAAAUUCAAAUCUAUCAAGCUCCACAAUAUGAAUACGAUGAUCCUGAAACUGUUGCAGAAAAUCGUGAGAUAAUAGUAAUUGUUGGCAGUGAUAAAGAAGUAGAAUUACAAGAUGGACGUCGUGUUCGUGGACGUAAAUAUCCAUGGGGUGUUAUCGAAGUUGACAAUGAGGAACAUAAUGAUUUUGUUAAGCUUCGUCAAAUGCUUAUUAGAACACACAUGGAGGAACUUAAAGAAUAUACAAAUGACGUUUUAUACGAAAACUAUCGUUCAGAAAAACUUGUAUCCACUGGAGUACAGCAAGAUCAAAGUGUAUUCAAAGAAGUAAAUCCACUUGCUAAGAUGGAAGAAGAACGACAACUUCAUGAAGCCAAAUUAGCAAAGAUGGAAACAGAAAUGAAAACGGUAUUCCAACAAAAGGUUCAAGAAAAGGAGGCCAAAUUGAAACAAUCUGAAGAAGAAUUAUAUUCUCGUCAUAAAGAUAUGAAGGACGCAUUGGAGAAACAACGUUUAGAAUUAGAAGAAAAGAAGAAACGGCUAGAAUCUGGCAGACCAAUUACUCCAGAAAAGGCAAAGAAAAAAGGAUUAUUUAAUACUAAAUGA